UUUCAUCCUGACCUACACCUACUUCCGCAUUCCGCUGCAGCAAAAGACAACCUUGAUGUAUCCCGAUCUCGGAAGUGGCACCUCUUGGAAUAUAUCCUCGUCAGGCUGCGUGACCAACAGAACGUGCUGAUGACAAGGGAGGUGCCGAUUGCCGACGAGUGGACCGAUCGCCGUCUCGUCAUCUCCAAGAUGAAGAUCCGCCUUUACCCACGCAGGAGACCCCAAGCAUUUGACAUGGUGAAUCGCACUGGACUUUGGAAAGUCAUGCAGAACUUUGGCUGUGCCGAGCGCCUCGCGCACAUGGUAUGUCGGCUCCAUGGUGGGAUGAUGGCGUGCGUACCGGACGACGGGAUGGUUUCCGAAGCCUUUGCAGUAACCAAUGGAGUGAAGCAGCGCUGUGUCCUCGUGCCUAAUCUCUUCAGUCACAUGUUCUCUGUCAUACUGAUACGUAUGCAGGUCCCCAAGCACGUCUCCAUGACCACAGUUCAUGACCUGCUGUUCGCGGGCGACUGCGCUCUCAACACCACAACCGAAGCGGACAUGCAAAGGAGUAUGGAACUCUUCGCCGCAGGUUGCGCAAACUUCGGUCUCAAAAUGAACACGGAUAAAACGGUGUUCAUGCAUCAACUGCCACCGGGUGCUGACUAUAAUGCUCCUCGUAUUAAUGUCAACGGCGCCGAGCUCAGUACGCUAUCCCGCAACAGCAGAAUCGAUGACGACGUUGCUCGACAAAUCUCUAAAGCCAGCCAAUCAUUCGACCGGCUACAAGUCUCCGUGUGGAACCGUCACGUUCUCCAGCUGCCCAGAAAACUGAAAGCAUACAAGGCCGUCGUGCCCACGACACUCCUGUGUAGA
Molecule: messenger RNA, 855 nt
Organism: Dibothriocephalus latus
Lineage: Eukaryota; Metazoa; Platyhelminthes; Cestoda; Diphyllobothriidea; Diphyllobothriidae
Source: the annotation of a GenBank genome assembly